Messenger RNA from Oldenlandia corymbosa var. corymbosa, 1338 nucleotides. The record is from the annotation of a GenBank genome assembly. Lineage: Eukaryota; Viridiplantae; Streptophyta; Magnoliopsida; Gentianales; Rubiaceae.
AUGGCUGGAAAAAAUGGGUAUGGGUUCGUAAACAGAGUCCGGAGUUCCCCUGGAUUUUGGUCUGAGCCACUAGCUCUGGUAAUUUUUGCAUUGGGGAUUCAACUUGUUCAGUCAGCAAAUGAUCAUUCUCAAUGGCAGAUUCAGUCAGUGAAUGAUCAUUCUCAAUGGCAGAUUGCGGUUUUGGAAUUUUGCUUUGUGAUUCUUUUUCCUUUGCUGAACAUAUACGUUGCAUGGUCCGGUUAUGCAAAGGAAUUUCUAUGUGGUGGUGUUCUUGAAGAGACAUUAUUGCCUGAUGAAAGACAGAGCAAUGGUACCGAAAAGUUUGUAAAGGAAGAAAAAGAAAUCAGGCCGCCCAACAUGAUGGUGCCUGCUACCCUAAUUGAUGAUUCUAUUGCCCCAAAAAUUGCCAAUAAUAAAGAAGAAAUUCAAACUUACCUCAACAAUGGCAAUGAUGAUGAUAGCGACAAAAUCAACAAUCUGAAGCUGUCUCCAAUGAUGAUGACGGUGAUCAUAGCAAUGAAAAUCAGCAACCUGAAGCUGUUUCCAAUGCUGAUGAUGAAUCGCGAUGAUGGCGCAAAAAAUCAGCAAUCUGAAGUUGUCUCCAAUGGUGAUGAUGGUGAUGCUAGCAAUGAAGAUCAGCAAUCUGAUGCUGAAGGUAUGCUUGAUAAAAUACAGAGAGGAUCCGGAAAUGCUCUGGAGAAGAUACAAGAUAAAGGGUUGACGGCAAAAGAGAAGCAAUCAGGGGAGAUAUGUUGUGAAUUCGCAAAGGAGGAAGAAAUCCGACGGCCUAAUAUGAAGGCGGCUGCUGCUACUACCCUAACUGAUGAGUCUACAUCCCAAAAUGGUGCCAAUGAUGAUGAAAAAGAAACUGAAACUUAUCUCAACGACGAUGAUGAUGGCAAUGAUGACAAUGAGGAUGACAGCGACGAAAACCAACUCUCUGAUGAGCAUGUGGCAAGGUUGGAAACUAUUUCACGUGUUUUUUAUGAAAUGCUGAGGGAAUGGGAAAAGGUUUCAGGGAAAAUACAAGAUGAAGGGACAGCAAUACUUUACGAAAUUUCGGAUAAAUGUUUCGAGGAUUUCCAAGAAUUGAAAGAUGAAAUUGAUGAAUUGCAAAUGAGGGUUUGUACUGCCACUAAUGCAUUGUUGGAAGAAUUUCAGAAAGAUUGCCAAAAGUUGAAGGAAGAAAGCAGUGAAUGGGAGAUGAAGAAAGAGGAUGAUUACCAAUGUCCCAAGGAGCAACACGCUGAUGAAUUAUCAACUACGCUUUCCACUUCUACUUCUAGUUCUACGACAGAAGAAAGUUUUCUGAAAGAGAGUCAAAAGACAGAGGAGUAG